Acaromyces ingoldii is the source of this 1174-nucleotide messenger RNA. RefSeq lists its product as hypothetical. The coding region runs from base 74 to 1168 and encodes 364 amino acids. Gene Ontology annotation, cellular component: SAGA complex; nucleus; transcription factor TFIID complex. Gene Ontology annotation, biological process: transcription initiation at RNA polymerase II promoter. Gene Ontology annotation, molecular function: RNA polymerase II general transcription initiation factor activity; promoter-specific chromatin binding. The transcript has 4 exons. The record is from RefSeq and is a predicted model, not a curated record. Lineage: Eukaryota; Fungi; Basidiomycota; Exobasidiomycetes; Exobasidiales; Cryptobasidiaceae.
CGACGACCUUUCCGUAUUCUUCUCACUUCGUCGCUGCCAUCCGCCAACCUACCCUGGUCCUCGAUCCAGCAGCAUGUCGACAUCUUCCUCAAUCACAGGACCUAUUCCGCCGCCUCGUGGCCUUCCCAUAUCGGAACCUUCACCUGCAUCCCAGCCGCUCGUUGUCAAAUACAGGGGCGCGACUGUCGAAGAUCUGCAGCUGUCGCCCGCCGUUUGUGUUGGUCUCGACGCCACAGUCGGCAAUGCGCUUGAUGUCGCUUUCGACCACGAGUACGGCCAGCUGCCUGUGCUGAGCGACACCAAUGGGAACCGGAGGCUGACCGGGUAUCUCGACGUCAAGAGCUUGAGGGAAGCCGUCGACGCCGGCAAGCUCAACAAGUCGGACAGCGUGAAGGCUAAUAUGGUCAGAUUUUCCAAGGAGCAGAAGCCAUCCCAGCCAGCGAACCAGUCUAGUGAUGAAAAGAAGGUCUUCACCCUCAUUACACCAGAGACUGGCCUCGGCGAGCUCGAAGCCUUUCUGACUAUCUACCCCUUUGCUCUCGUCACGGAUGCUUCACGCAACUUUGUCCUGGCCGUUGCCACGCGUGAGGAUCUGGCAAAGUACGCUCAACGAAGGGGGAUGGAGGAGCCGCAAGGCAAUACGACACCCACGCAGCGACAGCAGAAGACUGGCGAUGUCGAGAUGACUGAUGCCUCUGCAGGCAACACGACGCUCCAGGGCGCCACUUCGACGACUGUGCAGCCAAUGUCGAGGCGUGAGGAGGAAGAAAAGAGAAAAGACAGAACCUUGGCAGAAUUCCUGAGAAUGCUCGAUGGGUACCGACCGCUGAUUCCCGAUGAGGUCACGGAUCACUACCUAGAAAAGGUCGGGUUCGAGUGCGAGGAUGUGCGACUCAAACGUCUCUUGUCGCUGGCUGCAGAAAAGUUUGUCGCCGACAUCGCAGCAGAUGCCUUCCAGUACGCUCGCAUUCGCACAAAUGCUGGGCCGGGCGCAAGAGGCAAAGGAGCGGGCAACAGCACUGCAGCUCAAGCUGCUGCUGCGGCUGCCGCUACAGCCGGUGCGACUGGCAGCAAGGACCGGUCCAGGACAGUCUUGACGAUGGACGACUUGGGAGCGGCGUUGGGAGAGUACGGCGUCAAUGCUCGAAGGGCAGACUUUUACCGUUAAACAGUC